CGCUUAAAUUUUGUGUGUUAAAGUGAUUUGUGUGAAAAAUGGGAAAAGUCUCAAAGCAGGUGUCUCAUAAACAGAAGAAAAAGCUCAAGAAAUUAUUGCAAUUAUUAGACAGCUCAAGCUCGUCUGAGAUUUCUUCAAAUGAAGAGUCAGGGACGGAUUUGGAUUCAGAUGCCCCUUUAGUAAAUUUGGUGUCUGCGGAUCCUCCUGCGAAUCAAAAUAUUAAUACUGAUUUGGUUGAUGGGGGCGCGCAGAAUAUUUUGUCUUUAUUAAGUAGCCAGUCCUCAACCAACAAGGGACCUAUAAUUCAUACAGAUGUAUCUGAUCUUCUUUCUGGCUUUCUUCUUAAGGGGAUUGAUAAAGAAUCUCGUACUGCUGUUUUAGAUUCUUAUCCCUGUAUUGCCAACUGCUCAGCGCUCCAGCCCCCUGCAGUUAACCAAGAAAUAAAGUCUUGUUUAGAUGCAAAUGCUUUGAAACAGGAUAACUUUUUGAUGAAAUUGCAAUCACAGUUAGCGGCUGGCAUAAGCAUAUUAGCGAUGGAGCUUAAUGGGCAGUAUCAGAUAACCAAAGAAAAGGCAACAGAGGAAACAAAGAGAGAAUUGGAAAAGAAAUGUGACCCAGUAAAGAUUUUUUCGGAUGUAUUUCACGCCUUAUCCUUACAUCGACGCCACGGUAUCGUCCCUUUUUUGGACAGCGGAGUAAGGACAGUAUUGGAUUCUUGUCCCAUAGAUGAUUUUUUGUUUGGAAAAUCAUUUCCGGAGCAGUUGAAGAGUUCAAAUGAGGCGCAACGUCUAGGGUCUAGCAUUAAAAAGAAGGAUAAGGGUCCAAAAUAUGUUCCUUCAAAGGCUCUGGCAACCCGCAAGGCUAUCAGUGAACCUAGAGCUGGUCCUUCAGGUUUACAAUCUUUAAACUUUCGGCGCACCCAGCCCCGGAGCCGCAUGAAAAAAGAGGAGGGGAGGUAUCGUUCCAGGGGCGCGUAUACUCGCCGCCAAUAACACCUUCAGAAGAUCUUCUUAGUGAAAAACAGUUGUUAGUGAGUCAGGUAAAUACAUAUUAUGCCGGUAGACUCUCUGACUAUUUGGAUAAGUGGGCUCUAAUCACUAAUGAUCCCUUUGUUCUCUCUUGUAUUUCUGGAUAUGAGAUUCCGUUUUAUAAAAAACCAAUACAAACAAAUUUACCAAGACCAUCUUUUACCUUAAAUGAGUUAUCUAACGUAGAGAAAGCUAUUGCUCAAUUAUUACAAAUAGGGGCAGUAUCUAAGACACGUCCGAGAGUUGGUCAGUUUUUAUCAUCGAUUUUCUUGGUUCCAAAACCCGAUGGCUCAUCUAGAUUUAUCUUAAAUCUCAAGGCUUUGAACCGUUUUCUACGACCUCCUCACUUUAAACUAGAGGAUUAUAGGACUGUCUUUAAAUUAUUAUAUCCAGAUUGUUUCUUCACAUCACUGGAUAUAAAAGAUGCAUAUUUUUUAGUUCCAGUUGAUAAGAAAUUUAGAAAAUAUCUAACUUUUUCUUUUAAAGAUUCAUAUUAUAGUUUUAAUUGUUUACCUUUUGGUCUCUGUACGUCUCCAUUCGUGUUCACAAAGAUUAUGAAGCCUGUAGUAAAAUUUCUAAGGUCUAAUGGCAUUGUCUGUGUUAUCUAUUUGGAUGAUAUACUCAUUAUAAGCAAAACUGUAGAGGCUGCUAACAAAGACUGUCAAACAACAAAAUCUCUUCUGGAAUCGUUAGGGUUUUUACUUAAUUUAAAGAAGAGUGUUUUAGUACCUUCUCAAAUAUGUACUUUUCUGGGUUUUGUAUAUAACUCUGUAUCGUUCAGAGUCUAUUUGCCGAUGCAAAAAAAGACUCUCAUUUUGCUUCAAAUUACAAAACUUUUAUCAAAAGGUAGAUGCUCUAUUCUGUCCCUAGCUGAACUCAUAGGAAGGUUUGUAGCUGCUUGUCCCACUGUUAAAUACGGUUGGGUUCAUUUGAAAAUUUUAGAACGAAAAAAGUAUUUAGCAUUACGCUCUAAUAACCAUGUGUAUGAGUCGUCACUAUUAAUUUCAAAUUCGAUGAAAUCUGAGCUGAAUUGGUGGUAUAACACUUUAAGCCAGAACAUAGGUAGGCCUAUUGUAGUAGAUACAGACUUUGCUCUUGAAAUGUAUACGGACGCUUCUCUAACAGGUUGGGGUGCCCGUUGUUUAAAUGAAGUGACACAUGGUUUUUGGAAUGUAGAUGACAGUAAAAAGCAUAUUAAUUAUUUGGAAUUGCUAGCAGUAUUUAAUGCACUUAGAUCGUUUGCCUCAGAUUAUUUUAAUUGUUCCAUUUUGCUUAGAGUAGAUAAUGUAACAGCAAUAGCCUGCAUCAAUCGUAUGGGUAGUGUAAAGUUUCGGAGUCUUAAUAAUAUCACAAGACAAAUUUGGUUGUGGUGUGAGAAUAGAAAUAUUUUCAUAGUUGCCUCAUACAUUAAUACAAAAGAGAAUAUUCAUGCAGAUAGGGAAUCCCGUUCGACUUUAAUUAAUACAGAGUAUGAACUGUCGAUUUCUGCUUUUCAGGAAAUAUGUCGCUGCUUUGGAACACCUACUAUUGACUUAUUUGCAACACAAUUAAAUGCAAAGUGUAUUAGAUAUAUCUCCUGGAAACCAGAUCCUAAUUCUAUAAAUGUAGAUGCAUUCACAGUUUCUUGGAAAGGUGAAUUUUUCUAUGCCUUUCCCCCAUUUAGUCUUAUAACAAAAUGUUUACAAAAGAUCAUUGCUGAAGGAGCCCAAGGAAUAGUGGUAGUACCUUGCUGGAAUACUCAGCCAUGGUACUCUGUCUUUCACAAACUUCUUAUAACAAAACCUUUAGUUUUCGCACCAAAUCAAACUCUUCUUUCUUCGCCUUUUAGGAAACAUCAUCCACUAUGGCAAAGUCUUUCCCUGGAGGUUGGAAUUUUAUCCGGGAGGCUUUUCAGAGAAGAGGUGUUCCAACAAUAGGACUUCAGACUAUGAAAUCUUCUCUUAGUCCAUCGGCCUUAAAACAGUACACUACAUACUUGAGAAAAUGGUGGUUUUUUUUUGUAGCACAAGGAGCCAUAAUCCUUUUGAGUAUUCCUUAAACUUGGUACUGACCUUUUUAAGCACUCAAUUUCAAGAUGGUGCCUCUUAUUCUACAAUUAACUCGCAACAUGCUGCUAUAGUCCUUCUUUUUUCAGUAAGCAACUCUGAUAGACGUAUUUAUAAUCAGAAACCAUCUAGACCAAGGUAUCAAACUACCUGGGAUCCACACCCUGGUCUGUUACAUUUAGCCACUUUAUAUCCUUUGUCCGAAAUUUCUAGGCUUCAAUUAACGAUGAAGUUAAGUACAUUAUUAGCACUAAUUACAGGUCAUAGACUACAAACUUUGACACGUAUCCGUUUACAAAAUAUAACUCGAUUUCCAGAUCGUUUAGAAAUUAAAAUUUCGGAUAUAAUCAAAACUUCCUCUUCCAAACAUUUACAACCUCUACUGAUAAUACCAUAUUUUAAGGAAAAUUCACCUCUUUGUUUAGCCUCUGUUAUUGAUCACUAUAUACAUGUCACAAAAAAUCUUCGUUCUUCUGAAACAGACUUCUUAAUCCUGACUGUUAAUAAGCCUUUUCGCUCAGUAUCAACUCAGAGAUUGAGUAAGUGGAUUAAACUUACUCUUGCGGCUAGUGGCAUCGAUACCACUCAAUUUUCGGGUUACAGUACUCGACAUGCUGCCACUUCGGCCGCAUAUAGGGCUGGAAUUUCCAUUGAGGUUAUUCGAAGCACAGCAGGCUGGACACAAAGGUCCAACAUGUUUGCAAAAUUUUAUAAUCGACCCCUGUCAGAAGAUCCUACAGCAUUUGCUAAAGGGAUCUUAGAAUCUUUUGGGAAUACUUGUAAUUAGUUUUUAGGUACUUAUGUUCUUUAUUAGUAUAUACAUAAUUUUAAUUAGUGCUAGUUAUUAAGCAAAAUACUGUUUUUUGGAUAUUGUCUUUUUCCCAAAUAUAUUUUU
Messenger RNA from Sitophilus oryzae (rice weevil), 3968 nucleotides. RefSeq lists its product as uncharacterized. Gene Ontology annotation, molecular function: nucleic acid binding. The coding region runs from base 1583 to 2944 and encodes 453 amino acids. The record is from RefSeq and is a predicted model, not a curated record. NCBI's taxonomy places the organism in Eukaryota, Metazoa, Arthropoda, Insecta, Coleoptera, Curculionidae. The transcript is spliced from 2 exons.